Messenger RNA from Drosophila serrata, 1081 nucleotides. RefSeq lists its product as uncharacterized. NCBI's taxonomy places the organism in Eukaryota, Metazoa, Arthropoda, Insecta, Diptera, Drosophilidae. The record is from RefSeq and is a predicted model, not a curated record.
GAGUUUGUUUUGCUUUUGGGCGUCGUUUGUUUGUUCGUGUGUGUGUGUGUGGAAGCGGCAUUUGGUUUAUUGAUUGCACCUGAGACUGCGACCGAACCUGCUACCUGUGCUGAGUGCCCCAUGGCACGCGAUGACGUCGUAAAGGCCGACCCCCAACCCAAGGACAUUGGCCCCCCAUAUUUGGCGACUCGUUCGCCGCGUUUUCAUUACCAAAACGGCGGCGGCUGCGAUUUCAAAUAUCGAACGACAAAGCAUUCGAGCGAACUCAAUCAUUGGGAGCAGUACUUAAUCGCUUAAAGGAUAAAUAUAUAUAACUGGAUCAGACCAUGCCGCUUGCAGCGAGCGAUAGUGUGGGUAUUACGAGCAACGGAGGAGCAGUUGCUGCCAGCGAAACGGACAAUGUAACCGCCCUUGAACUGCAGAGUGGGCGGCGCAUGCUGCACUUUAGCGACGGCGUCAUGGAGGAGCUAUCCUCGGGCAGCGAGGAUGAGACGGAGGCUGCGGAUGUGACCGACCAAAACUACGCUGUUCAACUGAACGAGCGCGAAAUGGCUUUGGGACCCCGCCUCCGUUAUAAGGCCAGCCGCAUGGGCAACCGUUUCCUGGCCGGCAUCGAUUAUGUGGGCGGAGGACUGGCCUCCCUGCUGGGAAUUACCAGCAGCAAGUAUGCCAGCGAGCUACAGAAUAACCAGCGAAGGGCCAAGGAGGAGCAGGACCACGAGGACCUUGACAAUUGGCGACCACGGCCCCCAAAUAAUAACAACAACAAUCGGAACGAGACCCUCGUCCUCACACGCAGCGAGGCGACCUUGCCACCCACAAGGCAAUAAAGAAAGGCCACCACUCCUCCAGGAAAGGUCUUGAAGACGAGGUAUUAGCGUGCUCAUGGAGUAAGGUGGCCCCUGGGGAGACCCCUCUUUUCUAUGUACUUGGUUAAACCAGCAACUCAAAGCGAGUUUAUAACUUUCGGACACUUUAUUCGCUAGCAAAUAAGUUACAUUUAAUACAAAUAUUUAAAAAAAAUGGUAAGACACACAUAUACUGUUCGUUUUAUGUAUAAAAUAUUAGUUAAAUUCAAGGA